AUGGGUCUCUUGCUCAUUCGCAUCAACAUGCAAGAUAAUUUAGGCAUUGAACAGAAUACUAGGAUAGCAUGUGUAGACCUUGGAGUCUCAGAUGAAGAGUAUGGGGACUCUAGCUCUGAUUCUUCAUGGAAACACAAUCUACAUAGUGACUCUGAGGAUAAAGUAGUUCCAGAAAGGGUCUCAAAUUAUGACUGUGAGGAUAGUGAUACCAAUUUUUCUGAAUUUGAGGAUAAUGAGACAGAUAUUGUGGUUCCUGAUUCUGAAAGUGAGGAAAAGGAUGACCUUAUGAGACAACACACUUGUGGGAUGGACAAACACUAUGCUGAAGCUAUUUUUGACUGGAUGGCCAAGAAACUGGUUUGUGUAAUAAGAGAUCAUCCUAAUAUGACCAGCAAAGGUGUAAAGGUAGAGUUGAGGAAGUAUGGUGUGAAGCCAAGUAAAAUGAACAACAAUCCCAAUAGCAUUUGCAAAAUACAUUAUGAUAGGCCAAAUCUUUUAGUUGAGCCUAAGUUUUUGAGAAUAUUCAUCAGCUUCAAAGUUCAAAAGCAGGGAUUCAUGGAAGGUGGCAGGCCUUUUUUGGGGUUUGAUGGAUGUUUCUUGAAGGGUCCAUUUGGAAGUGUACUUCUCACAGCAGUUGCUUUCGAUGCAAACAACAACAUAUUUCCAAUAGCCUUUGCUGUAACUGAAUGUGAGAACAAGGAAACCUGGAGGUGGUUCUUCUACUACUUUCAAAAGUUCUUUGGACCAUUUGACAACAACAUCCCUUUAAUUUUCAUGAGUAUAGGCAGAAGAUAUCAUAGCAGUUUCUUUUGGAAGGCAGCUAAAAGUUAUGAUGUAGUUGGCCAUAAUAAAGAAAUGGCAAGUAUUAAAGAUAUUAACAUAGAUGCUUGGAAAUAUCUGGAUAAAAUUCCAAGAAGUGCUUGGUGUAGGCAUGUCUUCUCACCUGAACUUAAGUGUAAUCAUGUGACAAAUAAUUUCACUGAGACCUUUAAUAAUUGGGUUGGUGAUCUAAGAGGAAAGCCUAUACUCACUUUGGUGGAUGGAUUGAGAAGAAAGUUCAUGAAAAAACUGCACAAGAGAUACCAAAAAGGUUGCACAUUGACUAGUAAUGUCACUCCUAGAAUUGCUGAGAAACUCAAAGAAAUUAGCCAAGCAUCAAGAAAAUAUGAGAUGCAUUUGACUAGUGAAGACACAUUCGAGAUUGGUGAUCUGGACAGAAACACAUUCGAGAUUGGUGAUCUGGACAGAAGCUACAUAGUCAAUCUCACCCAAAGAAUCUACGACUGUGGUGCUUUUCAGAUAUCUGGAAUUCCAUGCAAACAUACAACACCAGGAAUUAUGUACAGGACAGAAGUUGGAGUCUUAUUGUGA
Messenger RNA from Coffea eugenioides, 1371 nucleotides. RefSeq lists its product as uncharacterized. The coding region runs from base 1 to 1371 and encodes 456 amino acids. NCBI's taxonomy places the organism in Eukaryota, Viridiplantae, Streptophyta, Magnoliopsida, Gentianales, Rubiaceae. The transcript has 4 exons. The record is from RefSeq and is a predicted model, not a curated record.